Messenger RNA from Epithele typhae, 906 nucleotides. RefSeq lists its product as uncharacterized. The transcript has 3 exons. Gene Ontology annotation, biological process: regulation of transcription by RNA polymerase II. Gene Ontology annotation, cellular component: nucleus. The record is from RefSeq and is a predicted model, not a curated record. Gene Ontology annotation, molecular function: RNA polymerase II transcription regulatory region sequence-specific DNA binding; DNA-binding transcription factor activity, RNA polymerase II-specific. The coding region runs from base 1 to 906 and encodes 301 amino acids. Lineage: Eukaryota; Fungi; Basidiomycota; Agaricomycetes; Polyporales; Epitheliaceae.
AUGCCCGAAUGCAUCCGAUGCGACUUCUGGUUUUACUACGAAUGGCAACUACAGGACCACCUCGAGACCUCUCCCGCGCACAACAUCUGCUUGCAAUGCAAUGUCGACUUCGCAUCCGAUUGGGCUCUCGUCCAGCACUUUGUGCAGAGCCCGCACCACCACUACUGUCAGCGCUGCGACAAGCACUUCAACACCCUCCCGGAUCUUUACGACCAUUACGACGACGAGCACUCCUGGUGCGACCUGUGUAUCAAGAUUUUCAAGAACAGCGAUGGUCUGCACGAGCAUCGGCGCCAGAGCCACCCCGACCUCUACUGCGUCUCUUGCAGGCGCAUGUUCGGCCACCCGAGCAACCUCCAGUCCCACCUCCGCUCCUCCCUCCACCAGGGGCAUGAGGUCCCCUGCCCGCUCCGCGGCUGCGGCCGGUCCUUCGUCUCCCGCUCCGGGCUCAUCGUCCACCUCGAGUCCGGGGCGUGCGCGUCCGGCAUGGACCGUCGCCAGCUCGACGAGCUCAUCGGGCGGCUCGACAGGAACGGGAUCAUCACCGACCCCGCGCGGAUGAUCGCCGGCCCGGCCGCGGUCGAGGUCACGGAGGAGUGGGCGACGGAGCGCGCGUGGAACGGGCACGCGUACCAGUGCUACGUCUGCGCGCGGCAGUACCGCACGCUGCCCGCGCUGAACCAGCACCUGCGGAGCCCGGCGCACGCGACGGCCAAGUACCGGUGCCCGGCGGCGUACAGGGGGUGCGACGAGCGGUUCAAGACGCUGAGCGCGUUCGUCGCGCACGUGGAGAGCGAGGCGUGUGGGGCGUCGCGGUUCAAGCGCGACAUCGAGAUCAUGAUCGAUGGGAUGUCGUCGAACUUCGUCAUCCCCGCGCUAAAAGCUCUCCGUCAGCAGUUGUUGUAA